Molecule: messenger RNA, 902 nt
Organism: Neoarius graeffei (lesser salmon catfish)
Lineage: Eukaryota; Metazoa; Chordata; Actinopteri; Siluriformes; Ariidae
Gene: sptssa
Product: serine palmitoyltransferase, small subunit A
Exons: 2
Coding region: 58-264 (68 amino acids)
Biological process (GO): ceramide biosynthetic process
Cellular component (GO): serine palmitoyltransferase complex
Molecular function (GO): serine C-palmitoyltransferase activity
Source: RefSeq, a predicted model, not a curated record
CCGUUACAGAAACCGGAAGGGAGUGAAGAACCGAGACGAAGAAGACAGGCUGACAACAUGGCGUUAGGAGAUGCGUGGAAACAAAUAUCUUGGUUUUACUACCAAUAUCUUCUUGUCACGGCACUGUACAUGUUGGAGCCUUGGGAGCGAACUGUCUUCAAUUCUCUCCUGAUCUCUGUAGCAGCUAUGGCUGUAUACACUGGCUUCGUGUUUAUGCCGCAGCACAUCAUGGCCAUUUUGCACUACUUUGAAGUGAUCCAGUGAGCAGCUCCUCAACCCUUCAGACUGCCCUGUGGUUUCCCCCUGCUGGUUUGAAACAGGAGUUCUCCUGUAAGGCUUUUUUUCUCUUUGCCUUUGAAGACAGGAAUCAUUAAGCAUUUGAUGACCUGAAACUGGGGAAAUCCACUGAUGAGCAAGCAGAGGAAUCCUCUAAACCAGUCCAUUGUCAUGUCUGUGGCUUUGGGCCUUGUAAAAGUGCACAGCCUCUAAGACUAAGCACAUACUGCCCUGUUAGUAAAUGGUGCCCUACUAGUCAGCAAUCAUUGGAUAUAUAAUGCUGCAGUUUUUAUAGUAUUUUUUUUUUUUUUGCUUUGAGGGCAGUGGUUUAUUGAGAACGCUAAAUAUUUUGUGAUAAUAAAUGUGUAUAUUUCAAUGUAUACAUAUUUGUAACUGUUUUAUAGAGAUUUAUUUUGACUGGUGAUUAAAUGAUUUUGUUUGCCACGGUGGAACAUUGUAUGCAUUGUAUAGAACUUUUUUCCUUUUUCUUGAUCUGUGUGAGUUAAUGCAGAGUUCUGGCUGUACAGGCUGCUAUUUUAAAACUAUACUUGUUGGUAACAGUCUGGCUCUUUCCCAUGUAUAUUAUUAAAAAAAAAACUAAUAUAGUAAAACCCUUUUUCACUUUA